Molecule: messenger RNA, 723 nt
Organism: Magnusiomyces paraingens
Lineage: Eukaryota; Fungi; Ascomycota; Dipodascomycetes; Dipodascales; Dipodascaceae
Exons: 1
Coding region: 1-723 (240 amino acids)
Source: RefSeq, a predicted model, not a curated record
AUGAAGUUUUAUUCUUUUCUUCUCUCCCUUUUUCUUUCCGCCAUCAUUGGCGUUUUUGCUGAUAACUCUCCCGACUUCACUUUAAGAGUUUAUGCUCCGGAUACUAAACUAGAUGGUUUCAAUUUGUUUCUAAAGGAUGAUGGCAAACUCUAUAUGUCUGCCACUGCUGAUGUUUGCACAGCUCAUAUUUAUGAGAAUGGUACUUUGAUUCUUGGAGGUCAAGUCGUCGGUGAUGGUAGAAACUACUUGUCUACAGCUGCUUAUUCUACUGCUUGGAAACCUGCAUCCAACUGGACUGUUGUUGAUGGAUUUCUUGAGUUGUACAAUGACACCUAUUUUCACGCUAUUCCUGAAGGAACUGUUGAUGGUCUUUACGUUUUGGGUACUGGAAAUGCUAUUUCUUCUGGUGAUGAUAUUACUGAAAUUCAAAUCAUCCCUGUAGAACUGGAAACUAAUUAUAUUAUUCAGGAAUGGCCAGUUGAAGCUGGUAUCAAUGCUUUGGGUUCUUCAGUUCUUUAUACGCAGACGUUUUUUGCUUAUAUGACGGCCUCGUCUACUGUGGCAUCUACUUUAGCCACAGUUGCCGCUAGUGUUUCUGCAUCUGCUUCAUCUACUUCAUCCGCUUCUACAACUAUUUCUUCUGGUGCCGCUGUUAAUCUUAGUGUUCAAAGUAACGCUGGGCUUUUUGCUGGUCUCAUGGGACUGCUGUUUGCUAUGUUUUAA